Molecule: messenger RNA, 4900 nt
Organism: Heterocephalus glaber (naked mole-rat)
Lineage: Eukaryota; Metazoa; Chordata; Mammalia; Rodentia; Bathyergidae
Product: 3-galactosyl-N-acetylglucosaminide 4-alpha-L-fucosyltransferase FUT3
Cellular component (GO): membrane
Molecular function (GO): alpha-(1->3)-fucosyltransferase activity
Source: RefSeq, a predicted model, not a curated record
GUAAUGUUCUGCCAUGUGGAUGGACCACUCUGUAAUUACCCAUUUGCAGUGGGCCUGGGGUGCAUCCACCUUUUGUCUGCUGGGACUGAUGCUGCUAAUCGGUGUCCAGUGUCCCUUCCGAUAGCAGCUUUCCAUUUUCUCCUGCAGCCCCAUGUGGGAACCACUGGGACAUGGCGAGUCUAUGGUUAACUUUCUUCCGGGAGAUGAAACAGAAAUCCAGCCCUGCUGUUUCUUUGCUGUGAGUUCCUUGGUCACAGCUUCGUCCUCUGUGAAAGAGGGAUACAAACACUUCCUGUGGCAGAUCUCCAACAUUAACUGUGUCACUCACGUUCCCCCUAGACGUGGUGGCUCUCAUCCAUAACGCUCUGUCCUCUCCUCUCCCCCAGCAGCCCUGACCCAUGGAGCGGCUCCAGUGUCCCGGGCGGCACUGUCUCUCCGGGCUGCUCUUACAGCUGCUCCUGGCUGUCUGCUUCUUCUCUUACCUGCGAGUGUCACAGGACCAUCCCACAGGGUCCCCUAGACCAGGGCCCAGUGCCACGGAUCCUGUCCCCACAGCUCCCUGUGGGUCUGCAGGGCUGGCGUCCCCCACACAGCCCACCGGGCCCCGGGCCCUGCUCAUCCUGCUGUGGACGUGGCCAUUCAACAGCCCGGUGUCUCUGUCCCGCUGCUCGGACAUACGGCCGGGCACAGCCCACUGCCACAUAACCGCCAACCGCAGCGUGUACCCCGGGGCAGACGCGGUCAUCGUACACCACCGGGAGGUCAGCUACGGGCCCAAGACAAAGCUCCCACCCUCACCUCGGCCACCAGGCCAGCGCUGGGUGUGGUUCAGCAUGGAGUCGCCCAGCCACUGCAGCCAGCUGCGGGCCCUGGAUGGCUACUUCAACCUCACCAUGUCCUACCGCAGCGACUCAGACAUCUUCACGCCCUACGGCUGGCUGGAGCCCCGGGAAGGCCACCCCACUGCCCUGCCAGUCAACCUCUCGGCCAAGACCCGGCUGGUGGCCUGGGCUGUGUCCAACUGGAAAGAGAACUCAGCCAGGGUGCGGUACUACAACCAGCUGCGGGCGCACCUCCGGGUGGACGUGUACGGCUCGCGCCACCUGCCGCUGCCCCACAAGGCCAUGCAGGAGCACCUGGCCCGGUACAAGUUCUACCUGGCCUUUGAGAACUCGCAGCACCCCGACUACAUCACGGAGAAGCUCUGGAAGAACGCACUGCAGGCGCCCGCUGUGCCCGUGGUCCUGGGCCCCAGCCGGAGCAACUAUGAGCGCUUCCUGCCGCCCGACGCCUUCAUCCACGUCGACGACUUCCCGAGCCCCCAGGCCCUGGCGCAGCACCUGCUGGCACUGGACAAGGACGAUGCCCGCUACCUGAGCUACUUCCGCUGGCGGGAGACGCUACGGGUGGGCACCAGUAGCUGGGCCCUGGCUUUCUGCAAGGCCUGCUGGCGGCUGCAGGAGGGGCCCAGGUACCAGACGGUGGGCAGCAUUGCUGCCUGGUUCACAUGAUGCAGCCAGCCUGGCCUCCCCGGGGAACUCACCUGUGGAGACUCACCUGGGUGGGCCACACCUGAGGGGGGAUGCACCUCCCAGUGUACUUACCUGCAGGGAGUCUCAACACUGGGGGACUCACUUAACUGCGGGGUCUCACCUGUCUGGGGUCCCAUCUGCCCUGGUCUCACCUGCUGCGGGAAUCACCUGUGGGGUUUCACCAAUCUGGGGUCUCAGUGCCUGGGGACUCAACUGUUGGGAUCUCACCUGUCUUGCGUCUCACCUGCUGAGGACUUACCUGCUGGACUCACCUUCCUAGGCUUCACCUUCGGGAGUCUCACUUAUUUGGGGUCUCAUUUUCCUGGGUCCAACCUGCAGGGCCCUCACUUGUCUGGGAUCUCACCUUUGCAGGACUCACCUGCUGGCAAUGUGGCUCCUGGGGAUUCACCCACCUGGGUCUCACCUGCUGGGGAAUUACCUGUGUGGCUCUCACCUCCCUGGGGCCUCACCUUCAGGGCACUUUGCAGACAUCCCCAUACCUAGGACCAUGAUGGCAAAGCUAUGACACACAUGCCACAGCGUGCACACAGAGUCCUCUCUGUGAUGGCAUCGUGAGUUGUUUUUUCUAAACCAAAACCUUGGUAUUCGGGUUUAAUGGUAGUGUUGGCACUUUGUGAUAAAUACAUGGGUUUUGGGGUGCAGUUUGGCCACUUGGUCUCUAAGAGUUCGCCAGCACUGGUCUAGGAUGUCACCUGCUGCUCAACUCUGCUCCAGAACCGGCACCCUGGGACCUCACCUGCCAGCGGCCUCACCUGCUGGGGGACACAUUGCCUACUGGUUGUUACCCUACAUGAGCCUCCCUGCCCUGCGGGGGACCUUGGCUGUGGUAGCCAGGCUGCGGGGACCUCAUCCCAUCUGACCUACCAGGGACGGCUCCUCCAGCUUCUGACAGCCCUGCCAUGGUUUCCUGCCAGUGGGCCAUGCAGACAGGCCCUCCUGUCCCUAUUUUCCACAUGGGUGUGACAAAAGGAAAACCGAUGUGUCCUCUCCUUGUUCCAGAGUAGCAGCUCUCACCACAGGUUGCUUUUGGCCAGAACCAGGGACACUGGGUGACAUCCAGAGAUAUUUCUGAUUUUCACAUCUGGAGGAAUGAUGUCAUCUAGUACAGGGUUGAUUCCUGUCCGUGGCCUCUUAAGAACCAGGCCACACACCAGAAGGUGAGUGGCAGACCAGUGACCAAAGCUCCCUCUGUAUUUCCAGCCACUCCCCGCCACUCCCUGCCACUUCAGCCACUCCCUGAGCUCUGCCUCCUGUCAGAUCAGCAGGACAUUAGGUUCUCAGAGGAGCACAAAGCCACUGCGAACUGUGCAUGUGUGGGAAUGAGGUUGAGUGAGCCUUAUGAGAGUCUAAUGCCUGAUGAUCUGAGGUGGAGCUGAGGUGGUGAUGCCAGCCCUGGGGAGCGGCUGCAAAUACAGUUUAACAUUAGCAGAGGUGUGACUACACAGAGGCCAUAAAUCAAUUGCUCGCAGACUCAUAAGAGAACCUUAUCAGUGAGUGGCAAGUGACAUUGAGCUGUGUCUGGUGGCAGGCUUUGUAGUGGCAAGUGAGUUGAUGUAAUUCAAUGGUACAGCUUCAUCCAGGGGCAGGCUUUAAGUCAGAAUCUGACACUUAGUUUAGUCUGCAUGUGGCCCUCUCAUUAUUUUAUUGACCAUUUCCACCUGCACUUCUUUUUUGGACCGAGAACUUGUUUUAGUCACAGUUUUGGUGAGCCUACAAGCUAACCCUAGCCAAAAUGAGUUAAAAAUAAAUGUCACUGGAGAGCCUCUUUGAAUACAGGGAAAGACCCAACGAUGGGCCCGCAAAAGACUCUAAGAUUGGCGAUGAAAAGAAAGCUGCAAUUAAAAGAAACAAACACCAAGAGCCCUCUUUAAAGUACUAGCUGAUGCCAGGAUGAGAUUUACAUUCUCCAAGCCACUUUGUGCAAUAUGUGGUGACCAGCUAUCCAGCAAAGCCAGGACACCUUCAAAACUGCUUUGCCACUUGGCAACCAAGGACCUUGCAUUAAAAGAUAAGUCUCUGGAGUUUUUGAAAAGAAAAAAAUGAAGGACAGAAGCAGUUAUGGAAGCAGUUAUGGAAGCCCACUUCAUCCAGUGUCUGCAUGGGAGCCUCAUUCUUAGCUGCUCCCGGAAUGGCUAAAGCUAAGGAGCCCUUUAGCACUGGUGAGGAGCUGACCCCGGCUGCUGCUGAAGUCAUCUGUUGUAAAAUUUUAGGAGAGGCUCCAGUUCAAAAAGUGCAGGUGUUCCUGUUUCAGCUAGCACCGUAACUGGAGGAAUUGAUGAAAUAGCAGAGGAUAAUGAAGCACAAAUGUUAGGAUUAAUAAGUCUCUCCAGUAACACAGCCUAGGUUGAUGAGUCUAUGGUGUUGACCAUAAGGACUGUUUUUGUGUGCUACAUUUUCAGAAGGAUGUGCAUGAAGAUAUGUUUUGUGUACUUUGUUAUUGUUGUUGCUUCGUACCAGGGAUUGAACUCGGGACCUUGUGCUUGCACGGCAGGUGCUGUGCCUCUGAACUAAAUCUCCUGCCCCUGUUAUGGGAACUUUGGUUGCCAACCAGCACCAACUGUGGAACUGUUCAAGUUUUUGAAGGAUUACCUAUCAGCGAAGCUGGGUCGGUCAUUUUGUGUCAUUAUGUGCCUGCAGGGAGCAGCUACCAUGACUGAAUGGCUUUCUGGUAUCCCUUCUCAGGUCAAACAAGUUGCUUCUGAAUGUGAGUCUAUGUAAUGUGUCAUCCACCGCAAAAGGCGGGCUAGCUGAAAAAUGUCAACUGAACUCAGCAAUGUUUUGCAUGACCUGAUUUAAAUUACUGUGAUUGUUGAUUAUGAUAUGUCAACUUCACUUGAAUAAGAACUGCCUAGCAGGUUAGUAGGCUCUGGGUGUGUCUGUGGAUGCGCCACAUGUAGACUGGCAAACUAAGGGGGACAACCUAUCCCAAAUGUGGCUGGAGCCAAACAAUAGGCUUGUGGCUUGCACAGUGUAAAAAAGGAAAGAAGGAAGUUUUUCUCUUUCUUGGAAGAGCCCCGGUCUUCACCAUUUCCUUUGGAUAUUGCUCUCCAGUUUUUUGUUUUUUGUUUUUCACUCUUCCAGUGCCGACUCUUCAGUCUUCCAAUACAGACACAUCAGUGACUCUACAGUGAGCUUCCAGGCAUUCGACCUUCAACUGCUACUGUGUCCUCGAGGUCUCCAGUGUGCAGGUGGCCAUUUUUCAUUCAUUUCUGAUCCCGCAUCAUCCUGCAUUGGGGCUCUCCUGAUCCUGUCAGCCUCCCUAAUAAAUUCCUUUGUAUAUUACACCUAGAUUUUAUAUUGAUUCUGUUCCUCCAGAGAAACUCAACCAAUAAUAUGAUCAACCAACC